AAGACCAGACCAGACCAGACGAGACGAGGACAGGGCAGGGCAGGGCAGGGCAUCUGCAUUCCCAUUAGGUCUUAUUGGCAGGAUAUGAUUUGGUUUCCUCGGUGCAAAUGAUUUAGAGUUUGCUUUUAUUUAAAACGAUUUGCAAAACAGCUUAUUUUAUUCGGGGAUGAAAAAGUCCCAAGUGCGAGAUAACCUGAAGUACGGAAAACGAGCAAUCUAGAGCUGCUAGGCUGAUGUCUUUUGAUUCAUAACACUCCUUAAGUAUUUUGCUGUAGUUGUAUUAAAUCUGGGUUUUGCACUUGCGAAUGUGCAUAGUUUUUCAUUCUUUUACUUCAGCUGUCACCGAUACCUCCACCAGAGGAUGAGGCUGUGUUUGAGCGGUGCCGAGGCAACGCCUGCUGCCUGGUGCUUGCAAACCGCUACAGCAGUCCUUUUACAAAUAGCGCUUCCGUCAUUUUAACAAAAGCAUGAAGUUUGGAUCAACAAUUCUAAUUUUACGAAAAAGCAGUCUAACCAGUAUGAGCUAGCUAAUGACAAACGUCGAACGAGAGACGGAGUCAUGGCUAUUAGCCUACACUGUGCAAGUGUUUAUUUAAGCUUAGUAGUAGUAGUAGUAGUAGUAGUAGUAUGAGUAGUAAAAAAUAGUAUAUAGUGGUAAUAGUGUUCCUAAAUCACACUAAAGUUUAAAUAUUGCAUGUCGAAAAAUUAAUUCUAAACUAACGUUUCACAAAGCAGUUUAUAAAUAUACACAUUCAUUUUACAAUUUGUGGAAGGCAACCGAUCCAGGCAGGAUCUGGUACGUGGCAAGAACCAGUCCUGGACGAUGGGCCAGAUCGGCCUAUGGCCUAGUUACGUACGCAUCAUCACACACUAACAUAGGGAAAUAUUACAGUUAACCCAAUACGUUUUUUUGAUGUGGGAGGAGGUGUAGAUCAGAAAAACAACAAAGAAUACGUACUCGAAGUACACUCUAUUUAGCGAGAGCGAUGUUGCUUAAACUUCUUGCAUUUACCUUUGUUUUGUACCGUUACGGUAUAUUGGGAACUUAAGAUUUCGGUAACAAAUUAACUAAGCAUUGUAAUAUACACUAUGAUGUCAUUUUAGCGCUCCUUAAAGCGAAAUUAAAACUGUCCGCCAGUCCUUAUAAUGGCGAUUUGACGUAUGCGACGUGCUAUUACCAGAGAGACGUAGUAACGUAUUCUUUCAUUGGUCGCUACUGCCGGUGAGCUGCGUGAGCGCGAUAAUAAGUAGUUCUUAAAGGAACGUGAGUUAAAUAAUUCUGAAAGUAUUAACUUUCACAGAAAAACAUAAGAUUGACAUACUUGAUUUAAAACACUUUAAAAUUAUGUCAAAACUGUCAGCUAGCUUUUUCUUCGUUUAGGUAAGGAAAUUAUUAAAUCUAUGUAAAUUAGCUUUUCGCUUUCUUUAAAUUAUCAGUUAUUGUUGUUUAUAUGUUUGCGCAUCAAAAUAAGAGACGCCAUGAAGUUGAGGAAACGUCGGCAGAGAUUAACCAACCAACAAAACGAGUCUGUAUUGAUUUUGGAAACGCAGGUGGUAUUCAGGUUCAGGAAUACCCAAUGGAAACCUGGGACAUGCAAGAAAGUGUUCAAGACAUGGCUCAUCUGGGCAAUAUAGUUUCACCAAGUUUCACACUUAAUUCUUAUCCUUAUAUGGUCAGUAGAAAUUCAAACUCUGGACCUUGUCUACGAUGUCUUGCAGGAGAAUCUGGUCACAUUAACCACUUAAUGAAGAUCUGACCUGGUUUCUGUUGUUCAUUCAUUCACAAUGCUGCUGCAGUAUUGGGCUGUUGGGAGAAUCUCCAGUUUAUUUUUUUCCAUAUAAAGUCAAUGAAAUGAACUCUUAAUAUUUUGAAACAAGGAUAUGAAAUUAACAGCACCAUAAAAUAGCUAUCAUGACUUGCAUUUAUUUUAUAUAUAUAUAUAUA
Molecule: messenger RNA, 1945 nt
Organism: Polypterus senegalus (gray bichir)
Lineage: Eukaryota; Metazoa; Chordata; Cladistia; Polypteriformes; Polypteridae
Exons: 4
Coding region: 1452-1757 (101 amino acids)
Source: RefSeq, a predicted model, not a curated record